GAGGUCCAAUGUCCAAGUCAAAGUGUCCGAACGAUCCGAAUAAUUUAAUAAAGAGAAAAAUCGAGCGGCUUUAUUCGCGGAAGAGACUCUGAGUUGAGCUCAGACAUUGUUUACCCAUCGCCAGAGUAUCCAGAUCUCCUGAGAAUUUGUGAAAAUGACUGACCCCAGUGUGACUGAGGAGCUUGAUCUGUCCGGAGAUGGAGGUGUCAAGAAGAAAAUCCUGAAAGAAGGAGUCGGAGAUGAACUGCCCUCGAAGGGCUGUCGAGUAUCUCUGCAUUACACCGGAACUCUCCUCGAUGGGACUCAGUUUGACUCGAGUGUGGAACGAGGGGUUCCCUUUGAGUUUGAACUGGGCCGGGAGAGUGUCAUUAAGGCCUUCGAUAUGGGCGUAGCAACGAUGCGGAAGGGUGAAAAGUGCAUCCUGACAUGUGCUCCGGAAUAUGCCUAUGGCUCUGCCGGGAGUGGUCCCAAUAUCCCUCCAAAUGCCACACUGCAAUUUGAGCUGGAGAUGCUGAGUUGGGAAUUGGAAGAUCUCAGUCCGGGACAUAACAAAGGCAUCCUGAGGGCAGUGGUGAAGGCGAGUGAGAAAAAACGAACACCCAAUGAAUUUGCCCACGUGCACGUGCAUCUCGUGGGAAAGCAUGAGGAGCGAGUGUUUGAGGAUCGGGAGGUUAAGUUUGAUCUCGGCAUGGGGACUGACUUUGGAGUGGUGUCAGGAGUGGAAAUAGCUCUUGAAAAGUUCCGUCAAUACGAAACAUCCCGUCUCAUUCUCAAGCCUGAAUUUGCUUUUGGAUCUCAGGGUAAUCAGGAAUUUGGUAUCCCACCAAAUGCCACUGUGGAGUACACAGUGACUCUGAAGGAGUUUGAGCGUGCCCAGGAUACCUGGUUGCUGGACAAGGAAGAAAGUCUGCAACAGGCUCAGUUGUUCAAGGACAAAGGGGCCAAGUACAUCAAGGAGGAAAAAUACCAAGUGGCCAUUAAAAUGCUCAAUCGCAGCAACGAUUACCUCUCGAAUUGCUCAGCCGAAGAUGCUAAAGUCCUCAAGACUGCCGUAUUCCUGAACAAGGCUCUCUGCUACCAGAAACUGGAUGACCAUUUAGAAGUCAAAAUGGCCUGCGACAGUGUCCUGGAGAUGAACAAUAAGUCCGUUAAGGCGUACUAUCGCAGGGGACAGGCUCAGAUGGCUUUGGGAUUCUUGGAGAAGGCCCUGGAGGACUUCAAAGAGGUUCAACAAUUGGAACCGUCGAAUAAAGCGGCUCAGAAUCAAAUAACGUGGAUUAAGCAAAAAUUAAAGGAAGCAACUGAGAAAGAGAGGAAGAUUUAUGCAAAUAUGUUCACAAAAUUCGCUAAUGCUGACAAACAGCGAGAAGAAUCGGAACGGAAUCAACAGAAUACGGAUGUUCUGUCGUCGUGCGGUGAAUGGAAUGCUCCGGAAGACACCAUGAAAAAUGUUCAUCCCAACAUUGUUAUGCUCAAUAAUGUUGAUGAUAAGUAAUUCCAUCGCAUCAAUUUUCAUUUUCAACAAAAGAAAAGAAAAAUUAUAAUAAAUCAUUUGGCGAUUAAUUGUAUAAUCGAAAUUAUUUCAUUUAUAAUCAAACAUUAUCUUUCUUUCUUCAUAUUAUAAUUGUAAUAUCGCUGAAAUUUCAAUAUUUGAAGAAAAAUAUAAAAAAAAAACUACUUGUAAUGGUUUCUCUUUGUAAUUCACGUUGUAAUUUACAGGCAUUUUUUAUACCUCAAAAAAUAUCUGUGCGUGUUAAUUCCAUUUAAAUGAAAGAAAAAAAAAUGAAGAUAAAUUAAAAAUAAUAGUGUUUGCUGUAGAUUAAAUAUUGUAAUUGAAUAAAGAGAAUCGCAAUAUAAA
Phlebotomus papatasi is the source of this 1858-nucleotide messenger RNA. RefSeq names its product FK506-binding protein 59 (gene Fkbp59). Lineage: Eukaryota; Metazoa; Arthropoda; Insecta; Diptera; Psychodidae. The record is from RefSeq and is a predicted model, not a curated record. The transcript is spliced from 4 exons. The coding region runs from base 155 to 1495 and encodes 446 amino acids. Gene Ontology annotation, molecular function: peptidyl-prolyl cis-trans isomerase activity; protein binding.